This is a messenger RNA of Aspergillus costaricaensis CBS 115574, 300 nucleotides long. RefSeq lists its product as uncharacterized. Lineage: Eukaryota; Fungi; Ascomycota; Eurotiomycetes; Eurotiales; Aspergillaceae. The record is from RefSeq and is a predicted model, not a curated record. The annotation marks the transcript as partial. The transcript has 2 exons.
UUGGAUAUCACCGCAUACGGUGACUCCCCACUCAAUUCGAGAUCAAUAAAUGAGGAUAAUGGGACUUUUGGGGCCCUUCUCCGCCAUCGGGGUUGGAUUAGCCCGACGCUGAUUGGAUUGCGAUCACGACAUCGAUGCAAACAGCCGCUGAACGGUCUUGCAAACAUCCCCGAUCAGGUCAAGUGCGGGGGCCUCGUGACUGGUCCUCGAGCACGUCACCCCGUUGAUGCCUCGUACAUCAGGCAGUUAUCGGCUUUUGCUCUGAAUGCCGGCGGAUUUCAAAGCACGAACUACUUACUA